AUGGGUAAAAACGACAAAAAGGGCGGCGACAAGGGAGGAAAGGGGAAGGGAGAUAAGGGCAAAGAUGCAAAGGACACCAAAGAGUCUGGCGGCAAGGCUAAAGGUGCUCAGAGCAUCAAUGUUCGUCACAUCUUGUGCGAGAAGCACGCCAAGAAGGAGGAGGCUUUGGCAAAGCUGAACGACGGCGUCAAAUUCGAUGAGGUUGCCCGUGAGUUCUCUGAGGACAAGGCGAGACAAGGUGGUUCGCUUGGCUGGAAGACAAAGGGUAGCUUGGAUCCCAAGUUUGAAGAGGUGGCUUUUGCUCUGGAGACAAGCACGACGGCCAGUCCCAAGUUUGUCGAAGUCAAGACGGAGUUUGGGUAUCAUAUUAUUAUGGUUGAAGGGCGAAAGUAG
Molecule: messenger RNA, 393 nt
Organism: Fusarium sp. VM40
Lineage: Eukaryota; Fungi; Ascomycota; Sordariomycetes; Hypocreales; Nectriaceae
Source: the annotation of a GenBank genome assembly